GCAGGUUGUUCCGCCGCCGCCGACAGGCCGGAACUCCUGGGGCUCUCGUGUCUGUCGGUGCGCCGAGCUCAGUCGCGACCAUGGGGAUCCUGGAGAAGAUAUCCGAGAUCGAGAAGGAGAUCGCUCGGACGCAGAAGAACAAGGCCACUGAGUAUCACCUGGGCUUGCUGAAAGCAAAACUCGCCAAGUAUCGGGCCCAGCUCCUGGAACCAUCCAAGUCGGCCUCAUCCAAAGGAGAGGGCUUCGAUGUCAUGAAGUCAGGCGAUGCCCGUGUGGCACUGAUUGGAUUUCCCUCUGUGGGUAAGUCGACCUUCCUGAGCCUAAUGACCUCCACCGCCAGUGAAGCUGCAUCCUACGAAUUCACAACCCUGACGUGCAUCCCCGGCGUCAUUGAAUACAAAGGGGCCAACAUCCAGCUCCUGGACCUUCCUGGAAUCAUUGAAGGCGCAGCACAAGGGAAAGGCCGUGGCCGGCAGGUGAUCGCUGUGGCACGCACAGCUGAUGUCGUCAUCAUGAUGCUGGACGCCACCAAGGGAGAGGUGCAGAGGUCUCUGCUGGAGAAGGAGCUGGAGUCGGUGGGCAUCCGCCUCAACAAGCACAAGCCCAACAUCUACUUCAAGCCCAAGAAAGGCGGUGGCAUCUCCUUUAACUCGACAGUCACGCUGACCCAGUGCUCAGAAAAGCUGGUGCAACUGAUCCUGCACGAGUACAAGAUCUUCAAUGCAGAGGUGCUCUUCCGGGAGGACUGUUCCCCAGAUGAGUUCAUCGACGUGAUCGUGGGCAACCGAGUGUACAUGCCCUGCUUGUAUGUUUAUAACAAAAUUGACCAGAUCUCGAUGGAGGAAGUAGACCGCCUGGCCCGGAAACCCAACAGUGUGGUCAUCAGCUGUGGCAUGAAGCUAAACCUGGACUACUUGCUUGAAAUGCUUUGGGAGUACUUGGCCCUGACCUGCAUCUACACCAAGAAGAGAGGACAGAGGCCAGACUUCACAGAUGCCAUAAUCCUCCGGAAAGGGGCCUCCGUGGAGCAUGUGUGCCACCGCAUCCACCGGUCGCUCGCCAGCCAGUUCAAGUACGCACUGGUGUGGGGCACCAGCACCAAGUACAGCCCUCAGCGGGUGGGCCUGACCCACACCAUGGAGCACGAGGACGUCAUCCAGAUCGUUAAGAAGUAGUGGCCUGGGCCCGGCCACCACCCACCCACCCUGUCUCCAUGCGGAGUUGAAGCCAGUGGGACACACUAAAGCCCAAACGGGAAAAAUACAAAUACACGUACUCCAGGAAGGGGUCUCUCAAGUCUGCUUUUUCCAGAAGUUUCUUCAGUAGGCAAAUGAUGAAGAGUUUAUAGGACAGAGGGACACGGUUGGGGGAUUUGGGCUGUGCUGAGAGCAUUUCCCAUGAGACUGGAACCCGGGGCCUGUACCCUACCUCCAACCCCCUUCGGGCAUUGAGGGAGCAAGUUGCCCCCUUCCUCCCCAGCCAGGCCCAGGUGCAGUUGGCUUGCUUGGUGCUGUGGUGGGGAGCUGGGCCAGCUGGCGUCCCUGGGGGUGGUAGUUAACUGCUGGGGCAUGUUGGCUCAGUUCCUGCAGCUUCUAGGUACUCAGGGGCCUCCCGGAACAAAAACCCCUACCCCCCUCCCUGCCCAGGGCUGCCUGUAGUGGCCCAGCUCAUGCCCUCCACAGCCUGACGGGUCCUGGAGUGCCACCCCUCCCAGGGCAGCCCCUGCCCAGCUUACAGCCCCCCCCCCCCAGGGCCCUGUGCAGACUCUGGGGUCGGGACUUUGGAGUUUGGGUUCUAUAUUUUCUCUUUAAGUCCCCCAUCUCAGCUCUCUCUGAAAUAAAGAAUGAAAACAA
Rhinolophus ferrumequinum (greater horseshoe bat) is the source of this 1853-nucleotide messenger RNA. RefSeq names its product developmentally regulated GTP binding protein 2 (gene DRG2). Gene Ontology annotation, cellular component: cytoplasm. The coding region runs from base 81 to 1175 and encodes 364 amino acids. Gene Ontology annotation, molecular function: GTP binding; GTPase activity. The transcript has 13 exons. Gene Ontology annotation, biological process: cytoplasmic translation. Lineage: Eukaryota; Metazoa; Chordata; Mammalia; Chiroptera; Rhinolophidae. The record is from RefSeq and is a predicted model, not a curated record.